GUUCCGCUUCUUUUUAACGCAACCCAAGGAGUUAGGUCUCAGCCAUGGCUGCGGCGAACCCUUGGGACCCGGCGUCCGCGCCAAACGCUGCCGGGCUCCUGCUGGGCCAUUUCGUAGCUUCGGGGAUAGUCACUCAGGAAAUGUUAAAUAUAUCUAAGAAAUCAGCUCCUUGCUUUGUGAACUUCUCCACGCUGCAGCAGAUCACAAAUAUGCAAGCUGAAAUCAAUCAGAAAAACCUAGAAAUUGAACUUCUAAGACUAGAAAAAGACACAGCAGAUAUUGUUCAUCCUUCCUUUUUGGCUCAAAAGUGCCAUACUCUGCAAAGCAUGAAUAAUCAUUUGGAAGCAGUGCUAAAAGAGAAGAGGUCCCUCAGGCAAAGACUGUUGAAACCCAUGUGCCAGGAAAACCUGCCUAUUGAAGCUGUUUAUCACAGUUACAUGGUACAUUUGCUGGAGUUGGCGGUGACUUUCAUUGAGAGAUUAGAAACCCAUCUUGAAACAAUUAGAUAUAUUCCUCAUUUAGAUGAAAAUCUAAAGAAAAUGAGCAGUGCUUUAGCCGAGAUGGAUAUUUUGGUGACUGAGACAGAAGAACUGGCAGAGAAUAUACUUAAGUGGCGAGAACAACAAAAGGAAAUUUCCUCUUGUAUCCCCAAAAUAUUAGCUGAAGAAAAUUAUCCUCAUAAACAUGAUGUUACCACGCCUCCUUUACCUCUUACUUCUAAAGUUCAUGUCCAAAUGGUUAAUGCCAAAUGAUUAAACUGAUUCAGUUAAGAAAAAAUAAAUCACUUUUGCCUAAUUGUG
This is a messenger RNA of Pteronotus mesoamericanus, 800 nucleotides long. It is a transcript of the gene HAUS2, whose product is annotated as HAUS augmin like complex subunit 2. Gene Ontology annotation, cellular component: mitotic spindle microtubule; centrosome; HAUS complex. NCBI's taxonomy places the organism in Eukaryota, Metazoa, Chordata, Mammalia, Chiroptera, Mormoopidae. The transcript is spliced from 6 exons. The coding region runs from base 45 to 752 and encodes 235 amino acids. The record is from RefSeq and is a predicted model, not a curated record. Gene Ontology annotation, biological process: spindle assembly; microtubule nucleation; centrosome cycle.